Molecule: messenger RNA, 3549 nt
Organism: Sinocyclocheilus grahami
Lineage: Eukaryota; Metazoa; Chordata; Actinopteri; Cypriniformes; Cyprinidae
Product: anaphase-promoting complex subunit 7-like
Exons: 10
Biological process (GO): protein ubiquitination; positive regulation of mitotic metaphase/anaphase transition; cell division
Cellular component (GO): anaphase-promoting complex
Molecular function (GO): protein binding
Source: RefSeq, a predicted model, not a curated record
AUCGCGGCAAGCCUACCAUACAGACAUUUGAACUUGCCGUCAGAGAUUGAAGUGAAAUAUAAAAUCGCAGAGUGUUAUACUAUUCUGAAGCUGGAUAAAGAUGCCAUAUCCGUGCUGGAGGGAAUCCCUUCACGCCAGAGAACGCCAAAGAUCAACAUGAUGCUGGCGAAUCUUUACAGGAAGGCCGGUCAGGAGCGUUCAGCCGUCACAAGCUAUAAGGAGGUGUUGAGACAGUGUCCUCUGGCUCUUGAUGCUAUUAUUGGGCUUCUGUCUCUAUCGGUGAAGGGGGCAGAGGUCGCUUCCAUGACGAUGGACGUGAUUCAGAGCAUCCCGAAUCUUGAUUGGCUGUCUGUCUGGAUUAAAGCACAUGCUUUCACACACGGAGGGGACAAUCAGAGAGCCAUCAACACUAUCUGCUCUUUGGAGAAGAAGUCACUCUUGAGGGAUAACGUUGAUCUUUUAGUCACUCUGGCGGAUGUGUACUUCAGGGCUGGAGACACCAAAAACUCCAUCCUGAAGUUUGAGCAGGCACAGAUGCUCGACCCUUACCUGAUCAAAGGUAUGGAUGUAUACGGCUAUCUUAUGGCUAGGGAGGGUCAUCUGGAAGAUGUGGAGGUUCUCGGAGGACGAUUGUUCAACAUAUCUGACCAGCAUGCUGAGCCCUGGGUCAUAUCUGGAUGUCACAGUUUCUACAGUAAGCGUUACUCUCGUGCCCUGUAUCUGGGAGCUAAAGCCAUCCAGCUGAACAGCAACAGUGUGCAGGCGCUGCUCCUGAAGGGGGUGGCGCUGAGGAACAUGGGCCGAGUGCAGGAAGCCAUCAUACACUUCAGAGAAGCCAUGAGACUGGCGCCCUGUCGUCUGGACUGCUAUGAAGGUCUGAUUGACUGCUAUCUUGCCUCUAAUGGUGUCCGGGAGGCUAUGGGAAUGGCCAACAAUAUUUACAAGACCCUGGGAGCGAACGCCCAAACUCUCACCAUCCUGGCCACAGUUUGUCUGGAAGAUCCCAUGACCCAGGAGAAGGCCAAGACUCUGCUGGACAAAGCCCUCGCUCAGCGGCCCGACUAUAUCAAAGCUGUCGUGAAGAAAGCAGAGCUCCUCAGUCGAGAACAGAAGUAUGAGGAAGGAAUAGCACUUCUACGGAACACUUUAGCCAAUCAGAGCGACUGCGUGCUGCACAGGAUGCUGGGGGAUUUUCUCGUAGCUGUUAAUGACUAUCAGGAGGCCAUGGACCAGUACAGUAUAGCGCUAAGCCUCGAUCCGAAUGACCAGAAGUCUCUGGAGGGCAUGCAGAAGAUGGAGAAGGAGGAGAGUCCCACAGACGCCACGGUGGAGCUGGACGGGGACGAUAUGGAGGGCAGUGGGGAGGAGGGAGAUCUGGAGGGCAGCGACAGCGAGGCGGUGCAGUGGGCCGAUCAGGAGCAGUGGUUCGGCAUGCAGUGACCCUCAGCACUCAUUAAGAGACUCUUCCGAAAAACAUCCACACUCAUGGAUUUUGAUGUGUGAGAGUGGAGAGAUGCCAUUAUUGCUCACUGCUGCUGUCUAGUGGUGAGUUACGAACACUGACUUUAUUCGGAUUUGUGGAUGACAUUUGGAUUUGUUUGGUAGCUUGUCCUUAAAGUUUCCAGUUUUGUCAUAUCCAAAGAUUAUCUUUCUCAUACAGCACUACACAGAUUCAGUCUGUCGCCAGCUUGGCCACAAGGAUGGUAUAAUCUUUUUUUCAACAUACAGUGCUGCUGAUGUUGGACUAAAUACACAAAUGAUUCACUCUUAAUGUAUUUUCUAACAGUUUUUAAGCAUCAUGGGCCUCACUUUUGCUGUUUUGGGUUAAACACAGGACUAGGCAACUGUGCUACUUAUUUUUCAUAAAGGUGUCAGAUCUGUCAUUUGUUUUGCAUGCUCUAAGCUUUUUUCAGUAAAAGUGAUUGUUAGAGACGUCUUUUAAAUGAACCACAAUCACACAAAAUCUUUGUUUUUUUUCUGAUCUGGUGUGUAAUGAAAACAUGUCAAAGUCGUAUAUCAUGCCAAAAUCUAAAAGAAAAUGUUUUGUGUAGAAAAUGAAUCCUGUUAGGAAUUUCACAUUUUUAUGGCAUUUAAGUACAUUUCACCCAUUCAUUAAUGCUCAUUCAGUGUGGUGAUUUCUAUUAAGAUAAUGCAGCGAUACUAUUUAAAUGUUUUUUUUUUUUGCUUUGAUGAAAAUGUAUUAAGAGAUUUAUUACUUAUGCAAAAGUGGGGGGGGGGGGUUUCCCCUUUUGGUUUUGGUGUGAAUAACUCAUAUAAAUUCAUUUCUGUAGCCCUAUGUGCAUUCUUUUUUUUUUUCCUUUUCAUUGUCUUGUUUCUGUAUUGUUGUAAAUAAGGCUAUUUUUAAAUGUUUUUGAAUUAAAAUCAUGGCAUGAAAAAUGUUGACGUGCUCAAUGUUACUAAACAGAAUAUCUCUUUUCCUCAUACAAAAUCGUGUUGACAAGGUAAAGAAACAGCAGUGCAACCAUGUAAUAUCAUUUUAUUAACCACAAGUCUUUGUGAUAAUUACAACACUGAUUCGGCAGCGCCCGCUCUCCGUUGUCAUGGGCACUGCUGUAAAACACCGCCUGUCUCUCAAUGUCACACACACACACACCUAACACCUGAAAUGAACCUCUGCUUUAAAACAUAUUGCACAACCCUGUGCAAAGCAACAAGAACAAUCAGUUUUGGUUAAUUUUUUCACUAAUGGCAUCUUUUUGUCUUUUCAAAUGAAAUAUUGCAGUGCUAUACAAGUUUCUAACAAAAGGGGACAUGCAGCAUGAAAACUGCUGUAAUGUUUAAUGCAUUGUGGGGGGGUUUUUCUGUCCAAAUUUCACUGGCUUCAGACGGGUUCAACCUGAAAUAUCAGGUCUUAAUUUUUCCACUCCUAAUGUUUGAGCUUCUUCUAAACUAAUGACACAAAUUCUUAGGUUUUAGCACAGUUGACAUGCAGGCCUAGAAAGAUGUGUGGAGCUGCCGAAAACAACAUGCACUAAAGUCAAGAAAACCUCACAGCUUCUGCAAGGAAUACAGAGAGCGGAUUGGCUUAAUCAUCCCGAGCUGGAGAGAGAGAGAGAAAGAGAGAUGGCAAAAUAAGGACACAUUUGAAAACAAAUAAAACACAACGAUACUGUAUACAUAAAGAAAUGUGAUGUCAUGCAACUAUAGCUAGACAUUAAAUGCCUCUUUACAGAGUUACAUAUAGCUCCUUUAGAAACAUUGUAGAGACAGUUGCAUGACGUCAGUCAAUCUGAUGCAGGCAGCAGUACAAACAAACAUGAGGUUGUGAAUGUGUAUUAUGUGAGCAGUACUCACUCGCUGAUGCACACAGGACAAAAUUAUUCAUUUUAAUAGCUAAUUUAAUCAUGCAUGUCUGUUGGGCACCUGCAGUAAGACACUUUUACAAGAGAACUGAUUAUUAUUAUUUUUAAAGGAGGAAAAAAAAAAUUUGGACCCCUAAUGAAUAAAUUGUGCCAUUUAUAGAUGUAAAGAGAUCCCGUGUAAUAAUGCCAGGGUUUUAAUCUCAGAAUUCAUCCUAGAUAUAACAAA